Messenger RNA from Radiomyces spectabilis, 1065 nucleotides. Its product is annotated as Phox homologous domain-containing protein. NCBI's taxonomy places the organism in Eukaryota, Fungi, Mucoromycota, Mucoromycetes, Mucorales, Radiomycetaceae. The record is from RefSeq and is a predicted model, not a curated record. Bases 1 to 1065 code for a protein of 354 amino acids. Gene Ontology annotation, molecular function: phosphatidylinositol binding. The transcript is spliced from 2 exons.
AUGAGCGAGGUGAUUCAAGCCAUCUUUGUUCGAGAGACGGAAACAAGAUUGCAGCCCAAACCUCAUACUGAGUACAAAGUUGAAGUGCAAGCCGCCGUCCGUCAUUGGCAUGUGUGGAAGAGAUACACUGACUUCGUAAAGUUGAAUGCCCAGUUUCAGGCCAUCUUCCCAAAACACCCGUUGCCCGUAGAGUUACCCAGCAAAAGCUUCUUUACGCGAACCUUUGAUACCCCGCUAAAAAUUGACGACCGGCGACGAGGACUCGAGACCUAUUUAAGAGGUAUCCUCAGUAGUCGAGACGAUCGCUGGCGACAAACGUCUUUGUGGAAGGAAUUUUUAGCCAUCCCCGCCAGUCGCACAGCCGAUAACUCUAUUCUGUACAGCUCCGAAAGCUGGCUGGAUGAGUAUAAUGAUAUGACCAACACCGCACGAGAAAUCCGUUCGCUGAUCAACCGUCGCGCCACCCAUAUUGCUCGCAAUGAGAUAUCAGCUUCCCACAACUGUAGCGUGCAAGCUAAAAAGCUGCUCAUGACGCUCUCUUCCCGGCUGUCCAGUCUCGAUGCCGGCCUUUCCGGUGUAGCAAGCGAAGACAUGUCAAGUGGCGAACUCCGCCGACGUCGAGAUAUGUUGAGCAAUCUCAAGGAAGAAAGGGAUGGAUUAAUGCGACUGAUCCAAUCCGGUCGUCAGGAACAAGACUUAUUGUACCAGUCACUACCCACAGGGCCGGCCAUGCGUGUGAACGAAAUGCAUGGAGACAAAUCUGUUUCCAUGGCUUCAGCUCAAAGACCUUUGCAAGGCCAACCCAUGCCGUUGGCGACAGAAACGGAGGUGACACGUGGACUGGACAACGAAGGAUUACUUCAAUACCAGCAACAAGUCAUGAAAGAACAGGAUGACCAAGUAGCCCAAUUCAGCGCGAUCUUGGCUCGCCAGAAGCAGUUGGGAUUAGUGAUUGGCGACGAAUUAGAUGUACAGAAUCAAUUGUUGGACGAACUGGAUGGCGACGUAGGACGAACACACACCAAGCUAAAGUUUGCCAACAAAAAACUGGAGAAAAUCAAAUAG